Mercurialis annua (annual mercury) is the source of this 978-nucleotide messenger RNA. RefSeq names its product mini zinc finger protein 2-like. Bases 183 to 470 code for a protein of 95 amino acids. The transcript has a single exon. Gene Ontology annotation, molecular function: DNA-binding transcription factor activity; transcription cis-regulatory region binding. NCBI's taxonomy places the organism in Eukaryota, Viridiplantae, Streptophyta, Magnoliopsida, Malpighiales, Euphorbiaceae. Gene Ontology annotation, biological process: regulation of DNA-templated transcription; regulation of developmental process. The record is from RefSeq and is a predicted model, not a curated record. Gene Ontology annotation, cellular component: nucleus.
UAGGGUUAGGGCUAGCAUAAUAUAACCUAAAAGCAAACCUUUUUCCCCUUUUCUUUCGCUUCUUUCUGCUAGAUUUAAAGCAUAAAGAAGCGAAAUAAUUCGAAAAUUACUGCGGUAAAACCACUCAGAAGAUUCAGAGAAAAAUCAUUUAUUUGAAGUAAUUAAGAAUAGGGAGUCGCAGAAUGAGGAAGAGACAAGUAGUAGUGAGAAGAUCAGAAGAAGUUUCAAGAACUUCAUCAGCUUCUGCUUCAGCUUACGCAGUUCGAAGCGUUCGAUACGGAGAGUGUCAAAAGAAUCAUGCGGCUAACGUUGGAGGUUAUGCUGUUGAUGGGUGCAGAGAAUUCAUGGCUAGUAAUGGUGAAGAAGGUACAAUUGCUUCACUUACUUGUGCUGCUUGUGGCUGCCAUCGGAGCUUCCAUAGAAGAGAAAUUGAAACUGAUCAGGUAGCUUGUGAUUGUUCUUCGCCUUAAAUGGGAUUUAAAAUUUCAAAAAAAAUCAUCGAUUUAUUUAUAUCUAUAACUAUAUUUAUGUAUUGCUAUGGAGGCUCUUGAUUUUAUGCGUGUAAUUUAUCUUUUUUAACUUAUAAUUUUCGAUUGGGAUUGUGAUUUGUGCUGUUGUUGUUUUUGUUGUCGUCGUCUAGGGUUUAUUGUUCGACAUGAGUGAUUAAACUUUUUUAAUUAUUUAACUAUGUUUUUAAGAAAAGCAAAAACUGAAGGAGUGUGGUUUGUAAUUUUAGAAUAUAUAUGAUUUUCAAAAAUUAGUGGUAUUAUGAAGCUGUUGUAUUGUUUUUGAUUUAUGACUUUGAGUGACUAAAUAGAAUUAAGAGAUGGCAAUUUGAUAAUCAAAUUGCUAAUUUGUGGGAAUAAUUUUUUGUUUUCUGUAAACAGGAUGUACUUGUUUAUGAUCAGGUAAUUAAUUUUUUAUUAAGUGUAAUUCAAGUCUAUAGUUAAUUUUAUAUACAGAUGAAUUCAUUUUUAA